UUGACGAAAAAUUCAUGUUUAGGGGUGUACAAGAAUAAUUACUGCUUCUAUACGUAUAUAUAUAUAUAGCCUAUAUAUAUGUAUAUAUAUAUAUAUAGCAAGACUGUCAAGGUAGAUGACGUUUAACACAACCGUCGUGUAGUGUCGUACUUAGAUGUACCUAACAUUCGCCGUACAGCCGGUUUAGUACGAAAGUUUUCAUUGGCCAGAACUUUGUACCAUCUUUGGACGAAUCUUGUCUUCUCACUGGUUGUAUUACCUCAGCUUUACAGUAGCCUUGGCUCCUAAAUUUUGAUUGAUGUAUUGUGACGCAAUCUUACUGUCUGAAUAUAGACAUAGUUGUUUGAUUUUCGUAAAAUGCAUAUAAAUUAUCUUAUUUUCUUUCAUUUUUCUUUUUAAAUUUAACUUUUAGUAGUGAUGACUGUACAAACUCGUUAGCUGUAAUAUACGCUAUAUAAGUGAAUGAAACUCGUGAUUUCUAUUGUUAGUAAGACUGCAAACAAGGAUUUAUGCUGGAAAAAAUGAAGUUUUUAAGAAAUUUAGUGUUGAUUCUAGUCAUUUUCGUUGUAAAGAAUGAAGCUGCAGAUCAUAGAAUACGUGCAUGCAGAUACGAUUUGUAUAAUAGAAUAGUGACAGCAUGCAAAGAGAAACUUGAAAAAUGGGGUUACAGUUCCUAUCGUCUAUAUAACUUUGCAAUCUUUCGUGGAGAAAUUGGAAGAAAAUUACACGAUAGAUGCUGUUGGACCAGAUGCUUUUAUGUAAAUUUAAAAGAAGAUGCCGUGUGUAAACUUCUCAUACCUUCUUCUUCAGUUAAAUAAUAAAAGUCACGAAUAAUUAAAAUUAAACUGUAAAUUAAUUUACAUAAUAAAAAUAUACCAAAC
Molecule: messenger RNA, 881 nt
Organism: Centruroides sculpturatus (bark scorpion)
Lineage: Eukaryota; Metazoa; Arthropoda; Arachnida; Scorpiones; Buthidae
Exons: 4
Coding region: 510-818 (102 amino acids)
Source: RefSeq, a predicted model, not a curated record